AUGUCUUCAGGAAACUUCACUUUUCACAUCGACCCCGUACGGGCCGCCGAAAGCAACGCCACUGUUUUUACCGCUGUUGUUUGCGUGUUUUGGGGUCUGGCGUUUGUUACAGCGGUAGUUCGGUUCUAUACCCGCGCCGUCCUGUCGCGUUCCUUCGGCAAGGAUGAUGUGUUUAUGGUCUUGGCUGUGUUAUGCGGGAUAGGGGGACUUGCCUCGUGGAUUGUGGCAUGCAAAAACGGCUACGGAAGACACAUCGACACCAUAUACCCUAAAGAGUUCCUGACGCUACUCGAGGCCCAGUUCUACCAAUCCGUCGUUGAGGCUUCUUUUGCCUUUGGGUUCCUAAAGAUAUCCAUUGCUCUGUCGCUACUUCGCCUAAGCAGAGGAAGCUGGUACAACAGAAUCCUAUGGAUUCUAAUCGGUUUUACCUGCUUCUACACCCUCUUCUCCUUCAUCACCUUCCUCACCUACUGCAAUCCUAUUGCAGGGCAGUGGAACCCGUCGCUGCGACCAAAAUGUUACAGCAGGGUGAUAUACCGUAACUUUGGGUUGUUCAAUGCUGGUCAGUCGUUUCCACGCUUUACCAAACCGUGUAGUAUUUUGCUCAAGCUCUUGGUCUUUAGCAUGCAACAUCGUAACCGACAUUUCCUUUGCCACGCUGCCGAUACCCCUGAUAUGGAGUUUGCAGCUCCAGAGACGGCAAGAGCAAUGUUCAUCAUUGCGAUCCAACUCGACAUCGGCAUUAUCGCGGCGUGCGCCCCGACUCUCCGCCCUCUUCUCGGUCGCGCUCUCAGACUUUCCACCACUCUCGACCCCUACCGAGGAGCGAACUACUAUCGAGCAGGCAAAGCUCUGGACAGGCUUCCCAUUACCGGGAAUCCGGCAAGAAGAUACCUACGUCAGACCACCUUUUCGGGGCAGUUCGAAAUGACCAGAGGACAGAAACAGUGGGCUGCGGCGACUCAUAAAGACUCGGGCUUCUCAACCACCGCCAUCCAUGCCGAACACGUAGAGAUCAAAGGGGAAGCCAGCGGGGAGAGCAUCGAGGACGCCAUAUCACCGCUUAGCGACCCCGAGUUUAAAGGAAUCAUCAAAACAACAGAGGUCAAAGUCGAAAAGUGA
Molecule: messenger RNA, 1122 nt
Organism: Chaetomium globosum CBS 148.51
Lineage: Eukaryota; Fungi; Ascomycota; Sordariomycetes; Sordariales; Chaetomiaceae
Exons: 5
Coding region: 1-1122 (373 amino acids)
Source: RefSeq, a predicted model, not a curated record